Molecule: messenger RNA, 252 nt
Organism: Acytostelium subglobosum LB1
Lineage: Eukaryota; Evosea; Eumycetozoa; Acytosteliales; Acytosteliaceae
Exons: 1
Source: RefSeq, a predicted model, not a curated record
AUGGAAUGUGCCACUGAGUCCACUGGCAGGGAUGUUCAACGUGCUCUGACCACUGACACUAACAAUGGCCUGCCGCCAAGUGGUGAGAGGAAAUUCAGUUGUGAUUGCUGCCUCACACUGAUCGUGAGACUACUGUUUGCCUUGUCAAACAUACAGCAAGUGCUUAUACUUGUAACAGUUAUAAUUUCACAGAGUAGGCGCUCAAGCCAUCAUUUUUGGAGAAGGAGGACGAGCAGUCGAAUGCACUACCAG